This is a messenger RNA of Racocetra persica, 152 nucleotides long. Lineage: Eukaryota; Fungi; Glomeromycota; Glomeromycetes; Diversisporales; Gigasporaceae. The record is from the annotation of a GenBank genome assembly.
AUCAUGCAAAUGGAUGAGGAUGUAGGCAAGGUUGCGCAAGCCACACCGGUGUUGAUUUCAAAAGCUUUAGAAUUGUUCAUGCAGUCUCUGAUUGACCAUGCAUGUCAAGAAACAAGAGCAAGAAAUGCAAAACGAAUGUCUGUUUCUCAUUU